GCGAGAGGCUGAGAGAGUCGGAGACGCUAUCCGCUUCCAUCCGUCGCGCAGACCCUGCCGGAGCCGCUGCCGCUAUGGAUGAUCGGGAGGAUCUGGUGUACCAGGCGAAGCUGGCCGAGCAGGCUGAGCGAUACGACGAAAUGGUGGAAUCAAUGAAGAAAGUAGCAGGGAUGGAUGUGGAGUUGACAGUUGAAGAAAGAAACCUCCUAUCUGUUGCAUAUAAAAAUGUGAUUGGAGCUAGAAGAGCUUCCUGGAGAAUAAUCAGCAGCAUUGAACAGAAAGAAGAAAACAAGGGAGGAGAAGACAAACUAAAAAUGAUUCGGGAAUAUCGGCAAAUGGUUGAGACUAAGCUAAAGUUAAUCUGUUGUGACAUUCUGGAUGUACUGGACAAACACCUCAUUCCAGCAGCUAACACUGGCGAGUCCAAGGUUUUCUAUUAUAAAAUGAAAGGGGACUACCACAGGUAUCUGGCUGAAUUUGCCACAGGAAAUGACAGGAAGGAGGCUGCGGAGAACAGCCUAGUGGCUUAUAAAGCUGCUAGUGAUAUUGCAAUGACAGAACUUCCACCAACGCAUCCAAUUCGCUUAGGUCUUGCUCUCAACUUUUCCGUAUUCUACUAUGAAAUUCUUAAUUCCCCCGACCGUGCCUGCAGGUUGGCAAAAGCAGCUUUUGAUGAUGCAAUUGCAGAACUGGAUACGCUGAGUGAAGAAAGCUAUAAGGACUCUACACUUAUCAUGCAGUUGUUACGUGAUAAUCUGACACUAUGGACUUCAGACAUGCAGGGUGAUGGUGAAGAGCAGAAUAAAGAAGCGCUGCAGGAUGUGGAAGAUGAAAAUCAGUGAGACAUAAAAGCCAACAAGAGAAACCAUCUCUGACUACCCCAUUCCUUCCCAUCCCACUCCCAUUGGAAAUUCCCCCAUUGUCACUGAGAACCACCAAAUCUGACUUUUACAUUUGGUCUCAGAAUUUAGGUUCCUGCCCUGUUGGGUUUUUUUUUUUUUUUUUAAACAGUUUUCAAAAGUUCUUAAAGGCAAGAGUGAAUUUCUGUGGAUUUUACUGGUCCCAGCUUUUAGGUUCUUUAAGACACUAACAGGACUGCAUAGAGGCUUUUUCAGCAUUACUGUAUUGUCUCCUGCCAGAUGUGGCAAGAUCACCAUUAGAAAUGGAAAUUACAUUUAAAAUCCAUUAGACUUCUAGGUGAUGCAAGCAUCUAAGAGAGAGGUUAAUCACACUAUAGAGGCAUUGUGGUAUCAUUUUUCCUUUUUCUAAUUGUUUAAAUUGAAUUUUAUACCAAUGUUUAAAAUUAAUUGGGUGUUAGCUUGAAGUGGUUAAAGAUUGUUUGGAGAGUUGUAAUGGUUUUGCUGUAAAGUGUUUCAAACUCUGCUGAAACGUUGCUGAAAAGCAUGGUGCUGGUAACAGUUCAACAAUCCGUGGCUGCUCAUUCUUGCCUACUUAUACUCUCCCUCUAAAGCAGGUUAGCAUUGAAGGUGGUAUGGAAAAGCCUGCAUGCGUGUUCAAUUCUUUGUUUCUUCUCCUUCCCUUUCCCUUUGGGCCCCCCCUCCCUCCUUCGCUCGCUCAACCUCUUUUGUUCAGUAUGUGUAACUUGAAGCUAAUUUGUACUACUGGAUAUCUGACUGGAGCCACAGAUACAGAAUCUGUAUUGUUCUUACUGAAACACAGCAUGGAAUUAACAUUAAACUUAAAUAAAACAAACCUAAAUUAAAAAUGCCAAA
This is a messenger RNA of Lutra lutra (Eurasian river otter), 1733 nucleotides long. RefSeq names its product 14-3-3 protein epsilon-like. Gene Ontology annotation, cellular component: cytoplasm. Gene Ontology annotation, biological process: signal transduction. The coding region runs from base 75 to 842 and encodes 255 amino acids. NCBI's taxonomy places the organism in Eukaryota, Metazoa, Chordata, Mammalia, Carnivora, Mustelidae. The transcript has a single exon. The record is from RefSeq and is a predicted model, not a curated record.